Messenger RNA from Nematostella vectensis (starlet sea anemone), 1937 nucleotides. Its product is annotated as dual specificity protein kinase CLK2. The transcript has 13 exons. Gene Ontology annotation, biological process: protein phosphorylation. Bases 1 to 1374 code for a protein of 457 amino acids. Lineage: Eukaryota; Metazoa; Cnidaria; Anthozoa; Actiniaria; Edwardsiidae. Gene Ontology annotation, cellular component: nucleus. Gene Ontology annotation, molecular function: ATP binding; protein kinase activity. The record is from RefSeq and is a predicted model, not a curated record.
AUGAGAAUGCCUAGAAGUCGAAGGAGAAGGCGUUCGGUUUGUUCGAGGGACACAAGUCCGUCUACACUUUACCCUAGACAUUAUUUAGAUGAACGUUUGGAUAGAAAUUGCUCCCCUUUAGAGGAGGUACGCUUCUCACGGAAGCACAUUCGUAGUCGAAGUAGAGACAGAUUUCGACAUCACCACUAUCGUGAACGAAGCCGUAGUAGCGAAAGAAGCACUCAUAGAAGACGGCAUAGACACCACAACGACGUGACCGAUGGCUACAGUAUCUAUACCCGGAGCCAUGCUGAGGAGCGGUGCUACUCCACAAGCCGGGACGAUGAAGAUGGACACCUCAUAUAUCACAAAGGAGACCAGCUGCACUCCAGAUAUGAAGUUCACUGUUUGCUAGGUGAGGGAACCUUCGGCAAGGUGUUGGAAUGCUAUGACAAGAAAACAGGGGAUGUGGUUGCUGUUAAAGUGAUAAAAAACAUCGAAAAAUAUAGGGAAGCUGCAAAAUUAGAAAUCAAAGUUUUAGAAAAAAUCAACCAAAAAAACAGAUAUGGUAAAAGUCUAUGCAUAAAAAUGCUUGACUGGUUCAACCAUCAUGGACAUAUGUGUCUGGUGUUCGAAAAAAUGGGAUUAAGUGUCUUCGACUUCAUGAAAGAUAAUAACUACGAACCCUAUCCUCUUGAUCAAGUACGGCACAUCUCAUAUCAGCUCAUAGUUGCUGUCAAAUUUCUGCAUGAGAUGAAGCUAACUCACACAGACCUCAAACCAGAGAACAUGCUCUUUGUCAACUCUGAUUGUGAUGUAUUCUACAACAAAGAUACUAAGCAAGACCAGCGAUAUGUGAAGAGUUCUCACAUGCGGCUUAUUGACUUUGGCUCUGCUACAUUUGAGCAUGAACACCACAGCACAACCGUCUCCACUAGACAUUACAGAGCCCCCGAAGUGAUCCUAGAACUUGGCUGGUCGUACCCUUGUGACAUCUGGAGUAUUGGGUGCAUCAUGUUUGAGCUCUACACUGGCUUUACUCUAUUCCAGACUCAUGAGAAUAGGGAGCACUUAGCCAUGAUGGAGAGAAUCAUUGGACCAAUUCCAUCAGAUUUUGCAAAGAAAUCCAGGAAAACAAAGUAUUUCUACAAAGGGAAGCUUGAGUGGGAUGAGAAGUCUUCAUCAGGGAAAUAUGUCAGAGAGAACUGUAAACCUUUGAAGAAAUACAUGCUGUCAGAUAGUGAGGGCCAUCAGCUGUUCUUCAAUCUGCUAGACUACCUCCUUGAAUACGACCCGGAGAAGCGUAUCACUGCCAAGGAGGCUAUGCAGCACCCGUUCUUCAACUCUAUGUACUAUGACUGUGAAAUGAGGCAUUCUCACAGCAAGAGUAGAUGACUAGAUCUAGAGAUGACCAAGCCGUGCACCCAUUCUGGGUCUGCAUCGCUCUAUCUUGCAUUGAUCUUCCUAUUCUUCGUUGCAGUUUCAGUUUGAGGGUAGUCUUAUGUGAGUCUUGGGUUGUCACUAGGCUAAAGAGAACCCUAGUUACACCCUAACACUGCACAUGAUAUUUCAAAGAAUCUUUUGUAGACUGGAGGGCUAUCUCCGAGCUAUUUGUAUUCUAUUUCAGUUUCUAAUAACAGAGUGCAAAGACAAACUGUUGUCUUUUCACUGUGUUAGAUGUUGUAACAUCACAAAAAAUAAUCAAUGCCGCAUACAAAUUCCCUAAAUGCAUUCAUUGCAGUUUUGCAUCUAGGCUAUUAAUAGAGAAGAUAGAAAAUGGUUUCUCAAAGUUGUACUGAAAUGUCUUUUUAUGUGCAAUCUGAUAUUUUAAGCUAUAUUUAACCAAGUUUUGUGAAUACGAAACAAAUCUUGGAAUCUGUCCGUGUGGACUUACAUAAAUUGUAUAUUGUUGUACAUAUAGAUUAUAGUAAAUGCAUUAAAAAAGAAAAAGGGCGAAA